Messenger RNA from Trichomonas vaginalis G3, 567 nucleotides. Its product is annotated as small GTPase mediated signal transduction. The transcript has a single exon. Lineage: Eukaryota; Parabasalia; Trichomonadida; Trichomonadidae. The record is from RefSeq and is a predicted model, not a curated record. Gene Ontology annotation, molecular function: GTP binding; GTPase activity. Bases 1 to 567 code for a protein of 188 amino acids. Gene Ontology annotation, biological process: small GTPase-mediated signal transduction.
AUGCCAAAGAACUUAAAGGUUGUCGUUGUUGGUGAUGGUGCUGUCGGUAAAACCUGCCUUCUCUGGAGCUAUGCCAAGAAAGAAAUUCCACCAGAGUACGUCCCAACAGUUUUCGACAACUAUGUCGUUCAUCUCGAAGUAAAUGGUGAAGAAGUUCAUCUUCAAUUAUGGGAUACAGCAGGUCAAGAAGAACUUGAAAACAUCCGUAUCCUUUCAUAUACCAACACCGACGUUUUCCUUGUUUGCUUCUCAGUUUGCGAUCCAAACUCUUACGAGAACGUACAGAAUAUCUGGCUCAAGGAGCUUAAGAAGCAUGUUCAGAACCCAGUUUAUCUUCUCGUCGGCACCAAGUCUGAUCUUCGUAAUGAUGACGCCACACUCCAGUCCCUUGCACAGACAGGCAAGAGUCCAGUUACACACCAGGCCGGUGAGAAGCUCGCUAAUGAAAUCAAAGCUAUCGGGUACGUAGAGUGCUCUGCUAUUAAGCAAGAGGGUGUUAAAGAAGUCUUCGAUGCUGCUAUGAAGCAUGCUCUCAAACCAAAGAAGAAAGGCUGCGUUCUUAUCUAA